Molecule: messenger RNA, 782 nt
Organism: Anolis sagrei ordinatus
Lineage: Eukaryota; Metazoa; Chordata; Lepidosauria; Squamata; Anolidae
Product: histone H1.4-like
Biological process (GO): nucleosome assembly
Cellular component (GO): nucleosome
Molecular function (GO): DNA binding; structural constituent of chromatin
Source: RefSeq, a predicted model, not a curated record
CAUUGUGACUUGUUCUCUUUGAAGGAGGGCUUCCAGCUUGACAGCCAUGUCCGAGACGGCUCCCGAGGCUCCGGCAGAGGCAGCGCCGGCGGCCCCUGCAGCCAAGGCUCCCGCGGCGAAGAAAGGCAAGAAGGCGGCGGCGCCGAAGGCCAAGAAGCCCCGCAAGGCGUCGGGUCCGAGCGUGACGGAGCUGCUGACCGAGGCGGUGGCGGCCUCCAAGGAGCGCAGCGGGGUGUCUCUGGCCGCCCUCAAGAAGGCGCUCUCGGCCGCGGGCUACGACGUGGAGCGGAACAACAGCCGCGUCAAGCUGGGCCUCAAGAGCCUCGUGGCCAAGGGCACGCUGCUCCAGACCAAGGGCACGGGCGCCUCGGGCUCCUUCAAGCUCAACAAGAAGCCCCUCGACGCCGCCGCCGGCAGGGCCAAGGCCAAGGCGGGGGGGCCGCCCAAGAGGAAGAAGGCGCCCACUCCCGCCGCCAAGGCCAAGAAGCCCUCUGCCGGUGCCGCCAAGAGGCCGGCAGGGGGCGCCCGCAAGAGCCCCAAGAAGCCCGCCUCUGCGCCCCGGAAGAGCCCCAAGAAGCCGGCCGCCAAGAAGGCCAAGCCCGCCCCCAAGAAGCCCAAGGCCAAGAGCCCCAAGAAGGCCAAGUCCCCCCAGAAGCCCAAGGCCAAGAGCCCCAAAGCCAAGCCCAAGCCGGCAAAGAGCCCCAAGGCCAAGAAGACCAAGGCGGCGCCCAAAAGGAAGUGAGCCCAAGAAGGACUUCACACCACCGCCGCCGCCACCCCAA